Messenger RNA from Dama dama (fallow deer), 2290 nucleotides. RefSeq names its product dachshund family transcription factor 2 (gene DACH2). The record is from RefSeq and is a predicted model, not a curated record. Bases 86 to 2290 code for a protein of 734 amino acids. Lineage: Eukaryota; Metazoa; Chordata; Mammalia; Artiodactyla; Cervidae. The transcript is spliced from 14 exons.
GAGAGAGUGAGGGAGCGGGUAGGAGGGGACCUAGAGGAGACAGGGCGAGAAAGCAAAGGCCUGAAGACCAACGAUUUGAGACUGAAUGACCAUGGCUGUCUCCGCACCUCCGGUAAUCUCUGCAACUUCCAGCGGCGCAGGCGUCCCGGGGGGCUUGUUUCGGGCGGAACCCCUGUACUCGACUCCUGGAGAGCCUUCUCGUCUCACCCCCAGUAUGAUCAACAGUUUCAUGGCCAGUAACCACGGCUGCAGCGCCGGGGGUGGAGGGGUCGGUAGUACCAGCGCAGGCAGUGGCAACACCAACACCAACGAGUGCCGGAUGGUCGACAUGCAUGGGGUAAAGGUGGCUUCCUUCCUGAUGGACGGCCAGGAACUGAUUUGCCUGCCGCAAGUCUUUGAUCUCUUCCUCAAACACCUGGUGGGAGGGUUGCAUACGGUGUACACCAAGCUGAAGAGACUGGACAUAUCCCCGGUGGUGUGUACAGUUGAGCAGGUCCGGAUCCUCCGCGGGCUGGGGGCCAUCCAGCCCGGGGUCAACCGCUGCAAACUCAUCACCAGGAAAGACUUCGAAACUUUGUUCACCGAUUGCACCAAUGCCAGAAGGAAGAGGCAAAUGACAAGAAAACAAGCUGUUAACAGUUCAAGGCCCGGCAGGCCUCCUAAGCGUUCUUUGGGAGUGUUGCAAGACAGUGCUCGCCUUCUGCCCCAUUCAGUCCCAGGACUCUUGUCACCAGGACUUAUCACUCCGACAGGUAUAACAGCUGCAGCAAUGGCUGAGGCAAUGAAGCUGCAGAAGAUGAAACUUAUCGCUAUGAACACUCUUCAGGGGAAAGGAAGCCAAAAUGGAACUGAAUCAGAGCCUGAUGAUCUUAAUUCUAAUACAGGUGGAAGUGAAUCCUCCUGGGAUAAGGAUAAGAUGCAGUCUCCUCUUAUUGCUCCUGGACCCCAACAUGGAAUUGCUCAUGCAUCCCUGGCUGGCCAGCCAGGCAUUGGAGGUGCUCCUACCCUCAAUCCACUGCAGCAGAACCACCUGCUGACCAAUAGACUGGAUCUGCCAUUUAUGAUGAUGCCGCAUCCCCUACUUCCAGUCAGCUUACCUCCUGCAUCAGUUGCUAUGGCAAUGAAUCAGAUGAACCAUCUCAAUACUAUUGCCAACAUGGCUGCUGCAGCCCAGAUUCACAGUCCACUCUCCAGAGCUGGGGCCUCAGUUAUAAAGGAACGGAUUCCAGAGAGUCCUUCUCCUGCUCCCUCUCUGGAAGAGAGUCAUCACCCUGGGAGCCAGACCUCCUCCCACUCCAGCAGCAGCGUGUCCAGCUCUCCCUCUCAGAUGGAUCACCAUUCAGAGAGAAUAGUUAUGAUGCCCAACAAUAGAGAAGACCUUAUUGUUGAACAGGAUACUGGACCAACUAUCAAAAAAUUCCAAAGGGAAAAUAAAGAAGAGGUACCUGUUCAAAUUCCAAUGAUGAAGUCACCCUUGGACAAGAUCCAACUGACUCCUGGGCAGGCAUUGCCUCCUGGAUUCCCUGGACCAUUCAUUUUUGCUGAUAGUCUGUCCUCUGUGGAGACUCUGUUGACCAACAUUCAGGGUUUACUGAAAGUGGCUUUGGAUAAUGCUCGCAUUCAAGAGAAGCAGAUUCAACAAGAAAAAAAGGAACUGCGAAUGGAGCUCUAUAGAGAGAGAGAAAUUAGAGAAAACCUUGAAAGACAACUGGCAGUUGAGCUUCAAAGCAGAACUACCAUGCAAAAGCGCCUAAAGAAGGAGAAAAAAACAAAGAAAAAGCUACAAGAAGCCUUGGAAUUUGAAUCAAAGCGCAGGGAGCAAGUGGAGCAAGCACUUAAGCAAGCCACUACUAGUGACAGUGGACUAAGGAUGUUGAAAGAUACUGUGCUUCCAGAUAUUGAAAUAGGGAACACUGGAACUCCUCAUGAUAGUUCUGCUAUGCAAGACUUGAUAACAGGUCCCAAUGGCCAGAAAGUGGAACUCUCCAUUAUAAUACUCUACGAGACCUCAAUAGCUUCUGCCGCCACAAUGUCAUCCCCAGAUGUCUGGAAGAAUCUAAAAAAGGCAGAAGAAGGCCCUCAAACCCCUCAACAAGACCUUUUAAAUUUAGCUUUUAAGAUUUUCAAUAACCGGGAAGAACAAGCAAAGCUAGAGAAUGCCCAACAAGAUCAAGCCAAAUACCACCUUUUAGCCACUGCCCCACAUGACUCCAAGCCUCCAUCAACCAACAAAGAAAGGAAGCCUCCUGGGCCCUGCUUCAAGAAGGCCACUGGACCUGCUCAUGCCUAA